Oryzias melastigma (Indian medaka) is the source of this 3604-nucleotide messenger RNA. RefSeq names its product lipoprotein lipase (gene lpl2a). Bases 229 to 1761 code for a protein of 510 amino acids. Gene Ontology annotation, molecular function: lipoprotein lipase activity; apolipoprotein binding. The transcript has 10 exons. The record is from RefSeq and is a predicted model, not a curated record. Gene Ontology annotation, biological process: lipid metabolic process. NCBI's taxonomy places the organism in Eukaryota, Metazoa, Chordata, Actinopteri, Beloniformes, Adrianichthyidae.
GUUAACGGCCCGUGAAACAGCGCAAAGGGUCACAAGUUUGCGCGCAGUCUUGCUCCUCUCCCCGCCCAAUGGUUGCUCAGACGCGCUAUUUAAGAAGGAGGCGGUUGAAGGUGGCUCAGAUGACCGCGCUGCGCGCACCACGCCAGGACGCGCCGGAUUUUACGCCGCUGAGGAGCUGACAGGUCUCUGCAAAGACUCAUUCUUCAAAAGGAAAAGGCUUGGAAAGAAAUGAGCGCGUGGCAGCUUGGCUUCUUGUUCGCCGUGGUGUCAAACGCAGCUGUGCAGCAUGUGAUGUCCUUGGAAGGAGAGGCGCGCGCUGAUUCCGACUUUGGUAACUUUCUUGACCCUCUGAAAGACUUGUUUGAGCCUGACGAUGCCAGAAACUCAACAGUUGCCAGAUUCUCCCUCCGUAAACCCUCCCAUCCCGACGACGACCUCUGCUUCAUCAUUCCCGGCCAACUGGAGUCCCUGACGGCCUGCACCUUCAACAGAACCUCCAAGACCUUCCUCUUGAUCCACGGAUGGACACUGAGUGGGAUGUAUGGAAGCUGGAUGCCGAAGUUGGUAUCAGCGCUGUUUGAGAAAGAACAGACCGCCAACGUCAUCGUGGUGGACUGGCUCGGCUUGGCUCAGAACCACUACGCAGUGGCGGCACAGAACACCAAAGCAGUGGGACAGGAGAUCGCUCGGUUCAUCGACUGGAUCGAGGAAACCACCAACAUUCCUUUAGACAACAUCCACCUGAUCGGCUACAGCCUCGGCGCUCAUGUGGCCGGAUUUGCCGGCAGCCACGCUGCCAAUAAAGUUGGUAGAAUAACAGGUCUGGACCCGGCCGGACCCGACUUCGAGGGCGAACACGCCCACAGGCGGCUGUCUCCAGACGACGCUCACUUUGUGGACGUCCUCCACACUUUCACCCGAGGAUCUCUUGGCUUCAGCAUCGGCAUCCAGCAGCCUGUCGGCCAUGUGGACAUCUAUCCAAACGGAGGCCACUUCCAGCCGGGCUGCAACCUCAGAGGGGCUCUGGAGAAGAUCGCUAACUUUGGGAUUCUUGCCGUCACCGAUGCAGUGAAGUGUGAACACGAGCGCUCCAUCCAUCUGUUCAUCGACUCCCUCCUGAACGAGCAGGAGGCCGUCACGGCCUAUAGGUGCGGCAGCAGCGACGCCUUCGACCGCGGCAUGUGUCUUAGCUGCCGCAAGAACCGCUGCAACACGGUGGGCUACGGGGUCAGCAAAGUGCGCCGGGCGCGCAGCGUGCAGAUGUACACCAAGACACGGAGCGCCAUGCCCUUCAGAGUUUAUCACUACCAGCUGAAGAUCCACUUCUCCAGUAAGGUGAACACUUCAGACAUGCAGCCAUCUCUUUUUGUCUCGCUGUACGGAACCAAAGGAGAUGCUGAAGAUCUGGAGCUCCGGCUGGAGGAGAGACUCGUGACCAACAAGACUCACUCCUUUCUGCUGGUGACAGAAAAAGACAUCGGCGACCUGCUGAUGCUGAAGUUUAAGUGGGAGGAGCCAAGCACCUGGACGGCCUCCAGCCUGCUGAAGAUGGUUUCCUCCUGGUGGUCCGGCGACACAAACGGGGGCGUGGAGGUGCACAAGAUUCGAAUCCGAGCCGGCGAGACGCAGAAAAGGAUGGUGUUCUGCGUCAAAGACUCUCAGGGCUUUUCCCAGGAAGUCACCUUCGUCAAAUGUAAAGACGCGUGGAGGAUGAACCGGAAAAAACCUAAGAGAGGAACCUUGGAGAUCCGUUCACCAUGAAGAAAACUCCCGUUUUUUAAAACCAUUUCAGCACUUAGCAGAUGAUUUAUGCACAACUCAAGCACUUCCAUGACAGAUUCAACCUUUGCCACCUUGUAUAUGUCGACAGAAUAUCUAUUUUAUUUAAAAAGUAAUAAUAAUUUUGUGAAUAUUGUACAAUAUUUAAGGUGUUUUUAAUGUGUUGAUGCAACUUUAUUGCUAUACUAACAACAAAUAUCUUAUUUAAGUCCAGAUAUGGAUAAAAUGUGUGUUUUGGUUUUGAUUAAACCUGUUGUAGUGAAAAGUUGACCCCAGUAAACGGCUCGCUGAGUUCUAGAGCUCCAGUGUUUAUAUUCUUUGAUUUACUGUAAUUUUUCAACCAUUAUCGCAUCAAUUCCAGUGGAUUCUGAAGAAGAAAGCAUCUCGUUGAGCCGCUUUUCUCCUUCAGAAUCUUCUGGAAUUAUCAUGUUAACAGCAGAAAAGUUACAGUAAGUUAAAGAUUUAGCAUUUAAGCGUUACCGUCAGGAUUUAAAGAGUUAAACUAUGGAGAUUUUUUAUUUCCAGGAGGUACAAAAACAACUGGAGGUUUUCUUAGGAGUAACUGCUCCUCUUGAAAUCCACAAGUUUAAUCACUGAGGUACCAUUUAUUCACCUGCAUGCGUGACCUUACCUGUACAGGCCCCGCCAGCAAGGACAAACGGGCCCCACAGGGUUUAAAAGUGAUACCACAUUGACUUAAGUGGACACUCAGUGGGUUAGCUCACUAGACAUUCAGCCGCACGAUGGACAGCGUAGGGUGCUAACGAGCUCCGCGGUAGCGAGCUAGCAAGCUCCACUGUAGCAAGCUAGCAAACUCCGCUGUAUUAAGCUAGAAAGCUCCUCUAGCUUGCCAGUGAGUUAAGCUGUAUCGAGUUAGCGUGCUCUGCUGUAGCUUGCUAGCGAGCUCUAUAGUGAGCUAGCAAGUUCAUUUGCAGCAAGCUAGCAAGCUCCACUGCAGCAAGCUCCACUGUAGCUUGCAAUUAAGCUCCUUUUGCGUGAGCUAGCAAGCUCCGCUGUAUUGAGCUAGCGAGCUCCUCUAUAAUGAGCUAGCAAGCUCCGCUGUAUCGAGCUAGCAAGUUUCACUGUAGCUUGGUAGCAAGCUCUUUGUAGCAAGUUCCACUGUAGCUUGCUAGCAAGCUCCACUGUAGCAAGCUAGCAACCUCUGAUGUAUUGAGCUAGCAAGCUCCACUGUAGCAUGCAAUUAAGCUCCUUUGGCGUGAGCUAGCGAGCUCCUCUAUAACGAGCUAGCAAGCUCCUUUGUAGCAAGUUCCACUGUAGCUUGCUAGCAAGCUACACUGUAGCAAGCUAGCAACCUCUGAUGUAUUGAGCUAGCAAGCUCCACUGUAGCUUGCAAUUAAGCUCCUUUGGCGUGAGCUAGCAAGCUCCUUUGUAUCGAGCUAUGGAGCUCCGCUGUCUACUGGGUGGCUGGCAAGCAUAGCGAGCUAACCCACAGGUGGGAUCACCACGGAAACUGUGGACAAACCCAUUUGGUGACUACAUUUCCUGCCACUUUUAAACCACAUGGGGGCCUUGCUGGCUGGGGGUGAAUGCCAAGCUCAACUCUUCAGACAUCACUUUUGUUAUUGUGACUCCUCAAAAAGGGAAUGUUUUUAGUUUUUGUGCACUGAAAGAGGAGAAAGAAACUGAUAAUCGUGGUGCCUGUUCUGUUCAUUUAUGUAAAUAAAACAACAGAUGAUAAGGUUUGGAACAAGGGGGCGUGGCUAAACAUUUUACCUCCACAUGAACAGAUUCUGUAAAGUGUAUUUGUAUGUACAUAUUUGUAAAUACUGUUGUUUCUGUAAUAAACCUCUGACGUUUAAUUGAA